AUGCAGGAAACCGUUCGUCCAGCUUUCACCGGCCGCGAGGAACCUCGACUUUCGUACGGCAUUCCUUUCCCCGAGGCUACUGCUCGCCAUGUCGAGCAUACAUUCAAAGCGUCAAGGAUAUACAUCAUCAGCUCGGGGUCCCUGACGCGCAAUACGGAUGCCCUCGAUCGAUUGAAGACGGCGCUUGCCGAGAAAGUUGUCGGAGUACGCAUUGGCAUGAAAAGUCACACGCUUUGGUCUGAGGUUCUCGAAAUCACCAAUGAAGCUCGCGAAAAGAAAGCCGAUCUGCUCGUGACCCUGGGUGCGGGCAGCUUGACGGACGGGGCGAAAAUAGUAUCUGUUGCGCUUGCCAAUGAUGUUUCAACCUUUGAGCAGCUGGGCACAUUAUCCGAAGGACCAACUAAACGAGAGGCUAUCAAUGAAUCCAAAGUGCCUAUUAUCAGCAUUCCGACAAGUCUGUCUGCCGGGGAAUACUCCAACUUUGCUGGAGGCACAAAUGAUAAAACGCAUCGGAAACACAGCUUUCAGAAACCACUUCUGGGCCCACGAUUAAUUGUGCUCGAUCCUGAAUUAACCGCAACAACACCAGACUCUAUCUGGUUGAGUACCGGCAUCCGGGCUGUGGACCACUGCGUCGAGACUCUUUGUUCCAAUAUGGGCUACCCGGAGAGUGACAAACUAGCAGAAGAUGCCCUGGGUAGGCUUGUUCCUGGCCUUGUGAAUUGUAAACAUGACGGAAAGAAUUACACUGCUCGCCUGGAAUGUCAAUUGGGGUCGGUUGAUGCUAUGGCGGCUUGCACCAGUGGAAAGGUUCAGUUAGGGGCUAGCCAUGGUAUUGGCCAUCAGUUGGGUCCCCUCGGAGUCGGCCACGGAGAAACGAGCUGCAUUCUGCUCCCUGCUGUUUGCAAGUUCAAUGCCGCCCAAGGCGCCAACGUUGCACGCCAGGCCCGUGUUCACAAGUUUCUCAUCGAGAACCCUCUUGUUAGCGAUGUCUUGAAAAAGUACAAAGUUGACCCUAGCUCGUCUGAUCUGGGUGACGUUCUCGAUGCUGUUAUUCGCGAGUUGGGCAUGCCGCGGUCUCUCAAGGAUGUCGGGGUUGGUCGAGACAAGUUGGAUCUUUUGGCAGAGCAUAGUCUUCAUGAUAGAUGGUGCAAAACCAACCCUGUGCCAUUGAAAGAGAAGAGCCAGGUGCUUGAGAUUUUGGAGAUGGUUGUUGGAUAA
Messenger RNA from Talaromyces rugulosus, 1221 nucleotides. RefSeq lists its product as uncharacterized. Lineage: Eukaryota; Fungi; Ascomycota; Eurotiomycetes; Eurotiales; Trichocomaceae. The record is from RefSeq and is a predicted model, not a curated record. Gene Ontology annotation, cellular component: mitochondrion. Bases 1 to 1221 code for a protein of 406 amino acids. The transcript is spliced from 3 exons. Gene Ontology annotation, molecular function: alcohol dehydrogenase (NAD+) activity; metal ion binding.